UCUACCGGGAUUGCUUUGUUAUAUCAAUUAAUUUUAAGUUUGCCUUCGAUCUUUUCGCAAAUAAAAUACCUCAAAAACGAAUAAUUUGGAUAGGAAAAAUAUUCUAAAUCGUCGAAAGUUAGGAAUAUCGAAUACUUUCGUCGCCGAAUUACGCUUACUCCAUUCCCAAUACUUUACGCAAGUACAUCAUUGUUCGCUUGGUGGCUUCUGUUGAGAAAUCGCAACCCGAGUUUGGCUGGCCAAUACAAAAAUAUUCUUCACUUUCCAUUAACUAACAUAAUGUAUGUAACAGACGAAAUUAUAUUUAGAAUAUAUUUGUUGAGAUAACUUGGCGAAGUUUUGUUUCAAAUAUGGCAGAUCCUUCCAAAGCACCAGACAAAAAUGAGCGAGAUCAAAAUCUGGCUCGACCCGAGGCUAAUUCUAUCCCCCAACAACCAUCUCAGUUUACUCUGAUCGAGCAACCCGAUUCAUUUGCCGAAGGAAAUUGUGUUUGCACGUUAGUACAUCCGCACGCCAGUUAUUCUCGUUUCAGAACAGUUAUAUGUUCCAGUUGCAGAGCACCUUUCUCGAUACAACCUUUAGCAAUUCAGCAACGUUCCUUUACAGUCGCAAGAAGUGAUCCUUCAUGUUGCCACAGAGAAGAUUUAACUAAACAUUGUAAGAAGGCAAAAGAAAACGUGGCUGAAAUUGAAAAAACAAUAGCAAAAUUGAAGCGCAAAAACAACGACAACUGUGAAAAAUUGCAAGAAGCUUUGGCUCAGCAUGCAGAAUUAAGAAAUAAAAUUGAACGAAUUCUUAGAGAAUCUUCAGAAUUAGAAAGAAUGUAUAGACGUUUGGAAGAACAAGUCGAACAAAUCAAGAAUUCAACAAUGUAUGGAGAAAGCGGCGUUUAAUGGAACGAGACAAUUUUCAUUUUCUUCUUUGAAAAAUUGUGUAAUCUACAUCUAUUGCUGUAAUUAAUCCAUAAGACUAAUAAAAAUGUUUGAGUUGAAAUUUA
This is a messenger RNA of Centruroides sculpturatus (bark scorpion), 997 nucleotides long. RefSeq lists its product as uncharacterized. Bases 351 to 893 code for a protein of 180 amino acids. The transcript has 12 exons. The record is from RefSeq and is a predicted model, not a curated record. Lineage: Eukaryota; Metazoa; Arthropoda; Arachnida; Scorpiones; Buthidae.